Molecule: messenger RNA, 3355 nt
Organism: Melanotaenia boesemani (Boeseman's rainbowfish)
Lineage: Eukaryota; Metazoa; Chordata; Actinopteri; Atheriniformes; Melanotaeniidae
Gene: rflna
Product: refilin A
Exons: 4
Coding region: 407-1069 (220 amino acids)
Biological process (GO): negative regulation of bone mineralization involved in bone maturation; negative regulation of chondrocyte development; actin filament bundle organization
Cellular component (GO): actin filament bundle
Molecular function (GO): filamin binding
Source: RefSeq, a predicted model, not a curated record
AGCGCGCGCAGACAGAGUAGCAGACACUCAAACACAGAGCAAAGCAAAGGAGUUCUCAUCCAGAUCGGUGCCAGACGCACAGUCGACUCCGUUUUGUGAGGAUUUUUACUGUUUUGUUUAGUAAAUAAGUUUUGAAUUUAUAAUAAUAAUUUACUUUGGAGCCGAAUCUGCGGGUUUACUGGAGUUUCUUUAAGAUUUCUGUAUACGUUUAGAAAAUCUUGUCGAAUUAAAGGGAAUCGUUCCCGACGCGCAGAAACCCCAGAUCAGAAGUUGAAAAACUUCUCCCAGGCUUGUUUCUUGUCAACGCAGCAGUGCGCAGCGGCUUGGAGCGCUUCCUGAAAAAGAAUAAAUAAAAGUAGUCAGUGGGACUUUUUUCCCCCUUUCUUUCACUGGAGCCGCCCCAGAAAUGGUGGGGCACCUACAUUUACAAGCAAUGGAUGAUAGCCUGAAAGGAAAGAACCGAGAAGGGCUGCUCGACAGUCCGGAUUCGGGGUUGCCACCGAGUCCCAGUCCGCCCUUCUGCUCACUCUCUCCGGGUCUGAUCGAGUCUCGCUCCGGCAGCUGCACGACUCCUGUCGAGAGCCAGCAUGGAUAUUAUAAAAAGGAAAGCAGAGAGGGCAAACUGCUGCCCUACCUGCUGCUGAACUCUACAGGAACAGAUCCAAAGACUCGUAUGCACCCUGUGUUCUUUGGGGAGAGCAUUGAAGUCAACCCCAAACCAGAGCAAGAAAUCAAGUGCAACUCCGAAGUCAAGUAUGACUCCGACAGGCAUUACAGAGACCGGGUGUUGUGUGCCCCCAUUGCUACGCCCACCUCCUUCAGCGAGACGGUGGUGGCGGUGCGGAACUGCACUUGGAGGAGCUACAAGACCCAGGUGUACCUGGAGCCACGGCAGAGGCCCAUCAGUUACCAGAGCACCACUAUUAUCUACCCAAAACACGCCAAGAACACUUAUCGCACCACGCUCAACUACAACUCCACAGGCUCCCGCCGCUGGUUCGUCUCCACGGUGCAGCUGCAGUCCAGCGAGGAUACGAGCCCCUGUAUCAUCUACACAGAAGACCUGUAGAGCCCAGAUUCUUAGAGGGCUGCAUGGUGAUCACCUUCACUUAUAUAUAUAUAUAAAAAAAAUUUUUUUGUUGUUGUUCUGUUUUUUGAAGGACAAGGAACUUGGAAAUGUCCACACUGAAAGGGAAAGUCCUUGGAGCCCCUACAAACCUUUCUUUGAAACUCUGGGAACCAGUCACUUGGGUGUAUUUAGAUUUUCUACUGUUGCAGUCUUUAAAAAGGCCGCUGGUCCUUUGGCAGUUUAAAGUUGCACCUCAGCGUUUUAAUGUCUUAUUUAAUUCAAGAGUUGGCAAAAAUGGGAGCCUCCGCUCGAGUAGUAUUGUAACCUCAGCGAAGGUAACAAUCAGAUCAUAGAUAGAUUUGUGAACAGGGAAAAGUAAAAAAUGACACGUCAUGGAUUUUAGCCCAGCGUGCGCAAACCUAGUAACACCAAUGCGAAGCUUUCUAAAUAUAGCUUUAUUGCACUUGUUUUCUAUAUGUCACAGUUCUCUCAGAGGACUUGGCGUUGCAGUGGGGAAUUUCUGUGCUGCAUCUGAAAAAUUGGACCAAAGAUAGUUUGAAGAGUUUAUUUCCUUCUAGUAACUCCACACACUUGAGAUAGAAAGCUCGAAGAAUGCCACCCAUCAUCAGCUUGUUUGAUCGAGAGAAAUGAGACUGAAGACAGAUCAUAACGAGAUAGUCUGAAAAGGCCCCUGAAAACAUAUUCAGCCAUGUGGAAAACAGCAGCUGUUAGCAUUCUUCAGUAUUAAGGUUUUUGGUGAACAGUUGUUUGUUUGAGUUUUAAUCAAUGUUUAAGACCUGUAGAUCAAAAACCAAAGAUAAUAUUUAGGGAGAAUAAAAAAAAAAACCUAUUUUUUUUUUUUUUUUAGAAAAUAGAUAUAGAUAGUUAAACUUAGAAACUGUAAUUCAUCUGAACAGCGAGGGUGUAAGAUGAGAAGGUCUGAUGACAGAAGAUCGUGGAGAUCAAGGCUUUUCAGAAAGGUGGCAGCCUUUUAUCUGUCUUCAGUGCAGUGGCUCAUUUCUAGUUUUACCACACAAGAAAAAAAAUCUAGACAAUCACAGGGAAGUAAUUAACCCCUCCCUGACACAAAUCUUGGUACGGAGCAAACUGUUCUCUACAGGCAUCUGCAAGUCAAAACCAAGAAUCAAUACCAGCUGCAGUUUGUUUAGUGCUACAAGCAGCAAGCGCCAGUCUGUUUCAGCUGCAUCUCAAAAUAUGGCAAACACUCCUCUGGAUGGGGUGAAACCAGCCGUUUGGAAAGUCUUGGACAGUAACAUCUUCUCUAAUGUAAUAUUGAAGCAGAUGUAAUUUGACCAUUAGGUCUAACAUUAUUAGCAAAUUUAAUUUUUGUUUCGUCAUUUGUAUAUCAGGAGUAUUUCAUGCUGUUUUCAGAUUUAAGUAUUUUGCCAUCUGUAGUAGAUCAAACUUCUGUCUAAUUUCCAAUAUGUUAAAAAAAAAGUGAUCAUGAAAACAUAUUAUUACACAGAUUUCCCUGUUGAAGAUGUAAAAAUAUUUUUCCUGUACUUAUUGUGUUUGUCUUAUAUAUAUAUAUAUAUAUAUAUAUAUAUAUAUGUAUGAAUGUAUGUAUGUAUAUAUAUAUAUAUAUAUAUACAUAUAUUGCUGAAGUGGCAAAUGUUGAAACUUUUGACUUUACCUCAGAUUUUCUUGGGUAUCUGUUUUAUCUCGUUGCAAAUUAGUAUUCCCGAUAUUCAGUGGAAGUCUUGUGCUCUUGAUUUAUUUCAUAGUCUGGUGAUCCCUCCAGUUUAGUGGAGAGCUGAAAGAGCUAGACGGCACAAAGCCGAAACAGUGCAUCUGUACUUAAAGAGCGAAUGAGGGAAAAACAGUAAGUAGUGGGAGAAAGAGUGACACAGGAGGAUCUGCUUAUAGAUAGAUAGAUAGAUAGAUAGAUAGAUAGAUAGAUAGAUAGAUAGAUAGAUAGAUAGAUAGAUAGAUAGAUAGAUAGAUAGAUAGAUAGAUAGAUAGAUAAGAACUGGUGGGAAUUGUGGGAGGAUGUUGGACUUGAGUGAUGUGUUGAUGGUCUGUGAAAAGUCAGAAGAUGAGAGAAAGUUGGGGGAUGUUAAGUUUAAUAUUUUGAUGUGUGAUACUUUUGUGUUUUCUAACACUUGAUUUUGUUACUGUAAAAUAUUCUCCUAUUGUAUAUGUGGCAUCAAGGCACUUCAUAAUUCUCUUUAUAUUUUUGUACGUCAAUCAUUUUCUGUUCUGAUCAAAGAAAAUUAUUUAAAAAGAUGUAUAUCCUAAAUAAAAGAAAGACAAUUCCCAAACACA